AUGUGCAGUAUUGUAGAGGAUGAUUUUGGUGAUGAUGGCGGAGAGCACGCUAUGAAGGAAAACACCCCUCAACUCGAGUUGGCAGGGAACGAGAUAUGCCGGAAGUGCAAUUCAGAACCUGCGGUUUUAAAGCUGAAUUUGAAGGAUCCACAGUGCCGGCAAUGCUUUCUCAACUAUGUGCGACACAAAUUCCGAGCAUCGCUGGGCUCAUCGAAGAUAGUCCGUCGAGGAUCGCGUGUACUUGUGAUAUAUACCGGGACGGCGGAAAAUGUUACGCUUCUGGAUAUGAUAAGGUUUGGUUUGGAGCAGGAUUCGUUCAAGCAGCUUCGCAUAGUGCCGGUGCUGCUUUUUGUGGACGACAGCUUCGUGACCCAAACACCGGAACGAAGGCAAGAACAAUUAUCGAGGCGGUUAAGCGUUCUAAGGCAAUUCAACUUCCCAUCAUAUUACACCACAAGUGGAUCCGGAAAGUACAUUGAAUUGCCACAGAAUGAUAGCUUUUCCUCAACUGAUUUCGACCAGGAGGAAGCACAACUUAUACACACUAUCAACGCAGUUCGCUCUGUUACAUCGAAACAGGAUCUUCUACAACAAAUACGUAUGCAAACGUAUAGAAAAAUAGCUAAAGAGCUUAGCUGCGCCUACGUGUUUCUAUCGGACAUUGGAGUCGAUUUGGCGAAAACUCUUCUCUCGAACGUGGUGCUGGGACGCGGCUGUACCCUGGCUCAAGACGUUGCCUUUUGUGAUGAUCGUGAUGAUACGGUUAAGAUCAUACGACCAGUACGUGACAUCAAUCCCGAUGAAAUCCAAAACUAUUUGCAGUACAGCGAAAUGAAGUUGGAUUAUCUUCCGAACGUGGAUCAUUUUGGAGAUAAGCCAAGCCUGCAAAACCUAACCGCUGCGUUCAUUGAUAACCUACAGCAAAGUUUUCCAUCGACCGUCUCAACCGUGUUUCGCACUGGCGAUAAACUUGAUGCUCCCAAAUCAUCAGACGAGCAGGAUCAUGUUCAUGGUAAAUGUUGUUUCUGUGGAGCUUUACUCGACUACCGUGGAUCGAAAACUUUGUUCGCAACGGAAUACUCGCGGCUUGUGUCGUCGAGAAUAAAUGCUUCCUGUAACCAUGAUGAAAUAUUAGAAAAGUCCAAACGGAUGGAGGUCGACGCAGAGCGUGCCGUUAAUGGCGAGGCGGGAGAGAAGCAUGAUGAUCUAAUGAAAAAUUUGUGCCACGGUUGUCGUAAUAUAUUUGUAGAUAUUGACAAAUAAAUGGAAUAUUUUCAUGCA
This is a messenger RNA of Anopheles coustani, 1281 nucleotides long. RefSeq names its product cytoplasmic tRNA 2-thiolation protein 2 (gene Ctu2). Gene Ontology annotation, molecular function: sulfurtransferase activity; tRNA binding. The record is from RefSeq and is a predicted model, not a curated record. Gene Ontology annotation, cellular component: cytosol. Gene Ontology annotation, biological process: tRNA wobble position uridine thiolation. The transcript is spliced from 2 exons. The coding region runs from base 1 to 1263 and encodes 420 amino acids. Lineage: Eukaryota; Metazoa; Arthropoda; Insecta; Diptera; Culicidae.